UGUCUUUUGAUGCCCACCUGCUGUUUAGAAUUAAGCCAGCGGGCUUUAGGACCCGGAGCAGCGGCUCUUGUGUACAGAUCAAUGUGCUGCUUUGAGCUGAAUAAAAGUUGUGCUGGAUUCAGGCUGUUAAUACACAGCUCAGGUCGUGUGUCCUUUCAGUGGAUAUUACAAGCUCUGGACUAUAGUCAUUACCCAUUUAACGCUAUUCAUUUCUCCCUUCCACUAUAAAAUGAUUGAGAGAUAUGUUCUGAAUUUAGGUUACGUGCUAAUAUGAGUGCAUGGAACAACUUUGCGCACAGGGGUUCACUUGUCUUGGAUCGGUCCAACCACCUGUAAGCGUCUGAAUGGAAAGUAUGUCACCGCAGCAGCACGUAAACAUCAGCCAGAGCCGCUCUUCAUCACUCACUGAGGAGAUGUGCGCGCAUCUGGAUACCAAGCGGAGGACGAAGGCCCUGUCUUGUCGCAGGCAGUCUGCUCCUUCCUUGGUCAUCAGCAAAGCACUAACUAGAUCCAGAACAAUAUCCAGGGAUAACAGUCUCUCUCCUGUCAGCCCGGAGACAUGCCUACUGGUGCAAUCGUAUCUUAAUCCUUCAAGGAUGUUUAUUAGUCAUGCAUACGUCCAGCUAAAGACUGGUCUGCAGACCCAGGAGAGGCACAUUUUCCUUUUCACUGACAUCAUACUCAUCAGCAAAGCCAAAUCUUCAACCAACUUUAAGCUGAAGGCACAGACACGAGUUUCAGAAAUGUGGACAGCAAACUGCAUGGAAGAAGUGUGCGAAGGGAGUACAUGUCUUGACAAAAGCUUUGUAAUGGGUUGGCCAACCUGCAACUGUGUAGCCACUUUUAGCUCAGUUGAACAGAAGGAGAGAUGGCUUUACCUUAUAAAAAGUCGAAUAAAAGAGGAGAAGGAGAAAGAUAAUCCAAAAACAAUCCCCCUUAAAGUGCAUGCCAAGGACAUGGGGAACUUUUUAUAUACAACCAUUGCUGUGAGCAAUUCUGACAGUGCCAAUGAAGUUAUUCGUCUCGCACUGCAGCAGUUUGGGAUUGUGGGUUGUGUGAAGGACUUCCAGUUGUGGGUGAGUUCCAGAAAAGACAAUGCUCCUUACCCUCUUAUUGGUCAUGAGUUUCCUUUCAGUAUACAGAUGAGCCAUUUAAGAGAGCCUUUAGAUGAAACUGGUGAAAAUAGUGAUGAAGUAACUCCACCUGAAAGACAAAUGGAGUUACUUCUUGAGCAGUUGCAGACAGACAGUCAGUGCCAGUUCAUCCUGAGGCCAAGUCGGGUCGCUGUGGGCCACUCUUUUGUUGUUGAUCCAGACCAGAAGCCGUUCAAAAGACGGCGGUCACUCAUCAACUGGGCUUUUUGGCGUGGUUCGUCCAAUCAGCUGGAUGAUCCUCCAUUAUCACCUCUACUACCCACAACUGAUAAGCUCUUUGGCUUGCCCCUCAGCAUGGUAUGCAAGGAUAACAGCCUUCCCAAACCAAUAAUGGACAUGCUAGUGUUUCUGUUCCAAGAGGGGCCGUUUACAAGGGGAAUUUUCCGACGCUCUGCUGGGGCCAAAGCCUGCAGGGAGCUGAGAGACAAACUGGACUCAGGAAUCCAGGUUGUCCCGAUGAGCCGACAGUCUAUCUUUGUAAUUGCUGCUGUACUGAAGGACUUCCUGCGCAGCAUCCCAGGCAGCCUUCUGUUGUCAGAUCUAUAUGAGAAGUGGAUGGCCACCAUGGAUUUCUCUGACAAAGCCGAGGACAGUCAAAUAAAGGCCAUUCAGAGUUUGGUGAUGUGUCUUCCGUCUGAGAACAUCCUACUCUUAAAGCACGUAUUGGCAGUACUCUACAACAUUCAACUCCAUGCUGAAGACAACCAGAUGAAUGCCAUUAAUCUGGCCAUAUGCAUUUCUCCCAGCUUGCUCUGGUCUCCAGCUCCUAGCACCCCAGAGAUGGAAGGAGAAGGUACCAAAAAGGUCUGUGACUUGGCAAAGGUUAUGAUUGAAAAGUGCAUGGCGAUAAUGGAAGAAGAUGUGACCACACUAUUCGAUGGAUUGCCUCUGAGCUGCAGUCAUGGAUCAGAUGUGUCCUCUUAUCAGAUGACCGACUCGUCCUAUGACAGCCUUGAGAAUGAGCUGAAUGACGACUCUGGAUCGCUUUUCCAGCCCAUGCAGAGAUCACGAAGCAAGCCAGACAGUCGCAGCUAUGACUCAGUCCUCACACUGAGUGACUGUGACCUGGAUCAAACUGAUAUUGACCCAGACAUCACUAUAAACACACACCUUUUACUCCCGUCAGUAGCCUGCCCAGUAAAAGCAUCCACGGCAGUGAGUCCAUCCACUCCUCACCUGCAUUCUCCAUGUAAGGAAUCUUCUUUCCCUAAGAGUAUUCGUCAGCUGAGACGUUCCUCUGAGCCUGCCAUUUGGAAUUCCUCAUCAUCUUUAAUCAAGCACCUAGAAGGGCGAAAGAGCAGUUACGAAUGUGUGACAAACAAAGGCAAAAGUGAUGUAGAUGUAGAUCUUGUUGAUUUAAACACCUUGAGGCUGGAGAAGAAGUGUGAUUCUAUUCAGAGGAAUCAGAAUGAGACGAAUGCCCCUCAACAAACGAAAGAGAAACUGAAACCAUCACCUCUGCAUCUAGAUAGCAGCUGCGUAAAUCCCUCUUCCCUUGUGGCUUCACCAAUAUAUUCUUCAGUGAGCUCUCUGGACAGUGCUUCCUCUCAGUACUCUGCUGACUUCAACAAGCAUUGCCCUCAUAUAGUAGGUAGCUUUAAGUCAUCAGUGAAAUCUUCUCUCAGGCUCGCUGGCAUUGCGUCUGAAAGUUCUCCGGUUUCAAUCAUACCUCCAAUGGAAUAUCCGCCUAAAGAGAAAUUAGACUGGAGCCAGCUGAGGAGCAGUCAUGGGCUACAUCCAAAUACCUGGCUUAGGAAAGAAAACAGACUUUCCCUGUCUAAAGGCAAAGAUAGCAUGGAUGACAAGGACAAUGGUGAUCCACUACUCCAUUCUGAAAAUUUCCAUACCAAGGAGAGGAAAGCUCAAGAACCAAGUGUUCCAUCUGCUAGGUCAAGAUCAACCAGCCCUAAUUGCUCUGAAGAACCCUUGCACGAAACACAGCAUUGCAGUUCAGUUUUUUCCUUUGCAUUCGAAAAAACACUAACAGUGAAAGAACUGAGAGAGAUUCACAACCAGGCAUGUUCACAGAGUAAACAAACUCCGGCACAGAAGUACUCUAAGAAAAACACACCAGGUGGUAAUACUAGCAGUUUUCCACAGUCUGUGUUCUAUGGCCAAAGUGUUCGUCGCUUGGCCUUGUACAGAAAGAAAUCUUACUCACUUAUUCCUGUCGAGGAGAAGUCCCCUGUCCCUCAUUUCCUUCAACGUCGAUCAUCUGAACCUGGAGAGAAUUGUCUCGGGCUGGAUAGGGAGACGGUAAAGAAUUUGGAAGAUAUCCACAGGCAGGCUGUACGAAAACAAGACACAUAUUCUGACACCCAUACUAAUAAACCUGAAGUGUCUGACCUGGAGAAAGAUGAUAAGUCUGGUAAACCCCGUGUUGGCCUGUCACCUGCUGCCACAAAGGCUGUGAGAAACUACUUCUUUUGGCAAGGAGGUGAAGAUACUGAGAGCAAUCUAAAGAAGAGCCAGGAAGUAGCAUUGGCUGUUGUCCAUGGCAAGCGGGAGUGGAUGAGGAGGUGCAGUGACACGCAGCUUGAAGACUUUGAAAAAAUGCUUUUUUCAGAGGAGUCUUAUGUCUAACUUCUUGGGUUCUAAUGCAGUAUUUCCCAAGUUCAGUCCAAGUAUAGUUAUCCCUGGUCUAAACAUCUGAUUCAGUAUAUUUGUCCAUUUGGUGUGUUAGACUAAAUAAUAAGAACAUAAAGUGUGUAGGGUACUUUACGGCUAGAUCAGGAAAACACAUCUCUAAAUACAGUCAGCUCCAGAAUUAAUGGUGCCUUGGGUAAAGAUGGGUAUAAAAGGUUAUGAAAAAUGGUCUGUGUGGUUAAUUAGAUUAAUCUUUUUACUUUGUCUGUAAGGGAUCACAAUUAUGUUUUGCCCCUAAGCACAGUGAAGAGGUUAGAGAGGCAAAAAUGGAUCACAGUUGGAGAUCUGCAGAAGACAGCUGCAUUUUGGAGUUACCACGUUUUCAAAUCUACAAUUAGAAACCACUUCCAUGCCAACAAACUCUGUGGAAGGCGUGCCAGCAGAAAAACUUUUCUUUCAUCUGACCACAAAAGUAAGUGCCUGGAGAUUUCUGGAUGGUACUGGAACUUUGACUGGAACUUAUGUUCUAGGGUAAGAUGAGACAAAAUGUAUUAUGAUGUUGCCAAAAUAUAUUGUCAACUAAUAUUCAAGGUGGGUUUUGCGUAAAAAGAGGUUUCCCCAGUGUUAGAUACUGUAUGAUGGCCGAUCUGUGGGGUUUUAGAGCUGGUUUUCAUCCUAAGGCCCUGAGAAUCUUAUUAGCAUUCAGCCUCAUAAACUCCAUGAAGUAUUGAAAGAUUUUGAAUUAACAUAUGACUGACUUUCCCCGGAAGUUACAACUGGGUCUUGUUUGGAUCUCCGACAGUGAAGGACUAGGAUCUGAAACAUGCAUCUAAAACCAUACAAAACUGGUGAAAUUGCCAAAUAAUCAAGCGUUUAUUUUGUCCAUACAAAUCACCAGAUCUAAAUGCAAGUCAAAUGGACAGUCAAUAUAAGGAGCCAUAGGAGUAUCUGGAGAGAUUUAUUAUUGAGGGGAGCUUUUUAUAUUACUUUCUGUAUAUUCUCCAAAGUUUAUAGGAGGUGACUAAGUGCUUAGUUUUGUUGGCAAAAAGGAGCGCAAUACAAAAUGCAGGGUGACAAUAACUGUGAUAAAGUUAUUUUAUUUAAUUUUUUUUUUUAAUCUCAAGGGUUUUCAAUUACCUUUUUUUAAAAACCCAUAUCUAAAGGGUGCCAAUAAUUCUGGUAUGAUUGUAUUAAUAAGGCUUUGAAAUAUCUGGCCUGUCGUAUAUGCUUACUUUGUCUAUCAUGCCGUAAAUUUAAUUCUUUAAAAAUUGAAUUAAAUGUAAAAGGGCUUAGUUAGAAGCUAUUGUAAUUUUCUGUAAAAACCUAUAAGAUUUUUGAUUAUUAUAUCAAUCCAAGAAAUGCAGUGAAGUGCAAUGACAUCAGGUUUAUGUAUCAUCUUACCAAUUAAAUAUUUGAUUUAAGUUGAGGUAAGUAAAAUAAAUCUAUAGAUUAUGUAAACAGGGACAAUAGGAUGACUUAUGUGGCAGAAAGACCUUAACCAAUAGUAUGUAAAGAUCUUUAAAGGGAAUUAUUAAAUCGAUUAUUUAGGUUACAUUAUACUCUACUCUGACUCUACUCUAUCAUUUUAUUAUAUUAAAAUAAGUAGUAUGCUUGCUAUUGCAAAGCGCAAAUACAUGCAGAUAUGUAAUUAGUUGUCAAUAACGUGUAAGAAAAUUUCCUGGCUACAAAAAAAAAAUGUUGACGCCUGAGGUUCUGCUUUGGUAGGUGCUUUUUAUUUGGUGUCAGUGAGAAUUCUUGCUUAUUUAAUAAGAUUAAGACAGUGGGACAAAUUCCUGAUAUGAAUUUGCUACUGUAUGGAUUUUUGUUUUAAAUAUAAAUAAGGCCUAUUUAUGUGCAGUAAGAGAAUAGCACAUCUGUAAGCCAUGUUUGUAUGCUGUAGACAUAGUGUAUAUUUCUAAGAAUCUAAACAGUAAUGUCUUAAGUAUAUUUUCUUUUCUUUUAUGAUAUAUAUAUAUAUUCAGAUAUUUUUUUCCAGUGACGUUGCUGCCAGUUCUUUAUACUCAUAUUAUCUUAUGGCUGGAGUUUGGCUCUUUUUGCGAUCAGGGAUGCUUUAAAUUGUGAACUCAAAUCCACACACCCCAUAAAACAUUUAUUUUAUAAACAUAAUAGAACUAUUUAUAUAAGGGAAAUGAUUUAGAUAUUUACAGUAAUAUUGUGAUAGUUUGUUGGAGCCUUAAAGUUUUUUUUUGUUUUUUUUUAUCCCUGACAGAAGACAGAGGUUUAAAUUUACGUUUUAUAUAUAUAGACCAGCUUAUUUCAGAUUUUUUUGAGGUUUGAAUUAAAUCUGUGUGAGCUGACAAACCAAGAGUAAGAAUGCCAUAAAAUUCGAUAGCUUUGUAUUGUAAUUUGUGCCACUAAGAAAUAUGAGGACACCACAGGGCUAUGAUUCACAGAGCCCACUUCUGGAGCUGCUGCCUUUUAGGAUGGUGAUUAUAGAGAAUGUGGUAGCAGCCAUAAAAUACUGUACCUCUAUGUACACCACUGUAUUAGAAACACCUGCUUAUUUAUGGAGCUUUUCAAUCGGCCAAUCGUGUCGCAGCAGCACAAUGCAUACAAUCACGCAGAUACAGGUCAAGAAUGUCAGUUAAUGUUUACAUCAAACAUCAGAAUGAAGAAAAUGGGGAUCUCUGUGACUCCAAGGAUGGUUGUUGGUGCCAGAUGAGUUGGUUUGCGUUCAUCAGACCCUGUUGAUCUCCAGGCAAUUUCACGCACAACAAGUAUCUCGGGUUUAUACAGAAUGGUGCAAAAAAAAACCAAAUAAAUAUCUUGCCUAUAGAGGGUCUGCAGGCUUUAUUUGAGAGAACAGAGGAGAAGCUGGUCUGAGCUGAGUGGUCAAUAGUAACUCGAAUAAUCAGUUUUAACAACCGUAUUGAGCAGAAAAGUACUUCAGCACAUCAAACCUUGUGGUAAAUGAACUAGAACAGCAGAAGACCACAUCAGGUUCUAUUUAUUUCAACCAAGAACAAGAAUGGGUACAGAUUCAAGAUGGAAAGUUGAAGAUGUGGGGAAAAAAAUCCCUUGUCUGUAAGCCUGUGUCUAUAUUAGCCUUAGAUCUUUUUUCUUGGCUCACAGCAAUGAAACCCUGAAAUGCUGUCUACUACUGUUGUAGCUUACAGUAUCUACCUGAAAGAGAUGCUUUUCUUCUCCACACGGUUGUACAGAGUGAUUGUAUAUUACUGAUCCUUCUGGGCGGUUUGAACCAUUUAGGCCAUUUCCCUCUGAUCUCUCGCAUCGACAAGGCAACAUUAUCCUGCGUAACUCAAGGGUGGGCGUGUGUGUGUGUGUGUGUGUGUGUGUGUGUGUGUGUGUGUGUGUGUGUGUGUGUGAAAUUCUUUCUCAAACUCUUCUUACUCAAACCAGCCCAUCCAUGCUAUGGGGUCAAAGUCACAUAGAUCAGCCAGCAUUUUUCUUCAUACUGAUAUUUGGUGAACUGAAACUCUUGACCUGUAUCUAUAUGGUGUUUUUGUCCUUUUUUUUUUGUUUUUUUUUUUCACUGCUGCCACACUGGUUAGCUAACUGCAUGAAUGUGGAGGUGUACAGAUGUUCUAAAUAAAUUGGACAGUGAGUGUAUGUUUUUAUUUGUUUAUAUAAGUUAAAUUGUGACUUAAGGCUCGUAAUGCAUUUUUGUACAUGCCUGUGUUGCUGCUGUCUUAAACCAUUUCCUAUUACAAAAGUGCUUGUGUGUUGUGGUUUGUAUAUUUCCAAAUAUUAGCUUCGAUUAUGUAUAUGAUGAGUCCCCAUUAACUCCAUCCUUAAAAGAAAAUGGAUUUCUAAUGGUAACGAAAUAUAAAAGUACCACGAAAAUCUGUCAGAAAUUUUUUUUUACUUCUAGACACUUUACCCCCCCUCCUUUUUUUUUUUAAAUGGAUAUAACUGUCCUUUAAAGGAAACACUUCAACAACCUUCUCGAAUACUUGAGACUCUGCCAAAUUCCAUCUUACCUAACUAACCUGCUGCUGAACCUUUGAACCGGCCAGAUGAGACACUCGCCGUGAAGCUUUGUCAAAAUAUUUGUGGUGAUGCAGUAGACAUAUGUCCUUAACAAGCCUUAAACAUUUUCCACUUGAACAUUUCACACCAUGGAAGCAGUCUCUGUGCUGAGCGAGAUGUUAAGUUUAACCGUUAGAGUCAGAACAUGUUACAAAAAUCUUCAUGUUUAGGGGUCGUCCCUUUAUCUAAAGUGACUCAUGAGCAAAGUGUAAUAAGGGUCUUGAUCAAGGUCUGCUCUGAAAUCCUGAAAACUCACAUGAGUUAAAAAAUAUCUGCUUCUCAUGUCAAACAUUUAGACCUUUGUGAAAAU
This is a messenger RNA of Tachysurus fulvidraco (yellow catfish), 8061 nucleotides long. It is a transcript of the gene arhgap20, whose product is annotated as Rho GTPase activating protein 20. The record is from RefSeq and is a predicted model, not a curated record. The coding region runs from base 345 to 3737 and encodes 1130 amino acids. The transcript has 15 exons. Gene Ontology annotation, biological process: regulation of Rho protein signal transduction; signal transduction. Gene Ontology annotation, molecular function: GTPase activator activity. NCBI's taxonomy places the organism in Eukaryota, Metazoa, Chordata, Actinopteri, Siluriformes, Bagridae.